AUGGUGCAGCAAGACUCCCACGAAGUCACGCAGUUGAUACACUCGCUCCAAGCCGCUCAAGGCCCAAAGAGAGGAGGAAAGUCGUUCUCAUGCAAGAAGUCAACUUUUCCCGUUAGCGGGUCGCAAGGCACUACGGUUGAUUCCUGGAAAUUCCGAGAUUGGGAUUACAAACGAGACGACCUUCCUACGUACGCCCGUGGCCUCUUCACGACGAGAACCAGGAAUGGUACCCCCGAAAUUGCUAUCCGAGGGUACGACAAAUUUUUCAAUGUAGAUGAGGUGAAUCUGACGAAAUGGGAAAAUAUCGAAAAGAAUACAAUUGGGCCAUACGAACUGAGCGUGAAGGAAAAUGGCUGCAUCAUAUUCAUGUCUGGCCUAGAGGAUGGCACGCUUCUGGUGUGUAGCAAGCAUUCCACGGGCCCAAGGCAAGACGCCAAUCUCAGCCACGCAGUUGCGGGACAAAAAUGGGUGAGGCGACAUGUCGAAUCGGUGGGAAAGACAGAGAGAGAACUGGCGCUUGAGCUAAGAAAAUGGAAUGCCACCGCUGUGGGAGAAUUGUGUGAUGACAGCUUCGAGGAGCAUGUGUUGGCGUACGAUGAACACUCUGCUGGAAUAUAUCUUCACGGAAUUAACUAUAACGUGCCUUUCUUUGCUACCCUUUCUGGACCUGAAGUGCACAAAUUUGCCGACAACUGGGGUUUCAAAAAGGCACAAUUUGUGCUUAAGAAUGAUCUAUCCGAAGUGCGAACUUUCUUAGAAGGGUGCGCAGAAACAGGCUCGUGGGGCGGAAGGGAUACCGAAGGAUUUGUUGUCCGAUGCAAAAUGCGUGAAGCCCACUCCGGACCUUAUGUUGACUGGUUCUUCAAGUAUAAAUUUGAAGAACCGUAUCUCAUGUACCGGCAGUGGCGUGAGUGCACUAAAGCGGUCAUUUCAGGGAGGCCACCAAAGUACAAAAAGCACGUGAAGAUUACAGAGGAAUACCUACAAUAUGCCCGAAGGCAGCUCCAGAUGAAUCCAAAACUUGGAAGUCUCUAUAACCAAAAUCAUGGUAUAAUCGCAAUGAGAGAUGGAUUCCUUAAGGAGAGAGGCCUCAAAGGCUCGGAUAUCAUUGCUAUGGAAACUGCUGAAGGAGAUGUUGCACCUCCUAUUUCCCAAAAUAUUGUCCUUGUCCCUGUGGCUUCUAUCGGCUGCGGAAAGACAACCGUUGCUCUUGGACUUGUGAACCUUUUCGGCUGGGGUCACAUCCAAAAUGACAAUAUCCAAGGACGAAGGGAUCGAGCAAAAAGAUUUGUCCAUCAAAUAAACAACGCACUAAUUAACCAUAAGGCUGUGAUUGCGGACCGCAAUAAUCACCAAAAGCGUGAAAGAAAGCAAAUCAUUGAGGAUAUCCGCUCGAUAAACCCUGAUGCGCGAUUCGUCGCUCUCCAUUACGUCCACGAGCCAAAAGGCAGGAUGCUAGAUGGUAUUCGGAACAUCACUCGUCAGCGGGUUCUCGAGCGCGGGGAUAACCACCAGACAAUCCGUGCGGAUAGCAAAAGUCCUGAGGAAAUCAUAGGAAUUAUGGAAGGAUUUUUACAGCGUUUCGAGGCAGUGGAUACGGAACACGAGCCAGAUAUCAAUUUUGACGAGGUAAUUGAUCUAGAUAUUGCAGCGACUUCUCGGGAGAACCUUGAGACUAUCGUAUCUGCUCUGUACAACGCAUAUCCAAGACUGUUCGAUGGGUCAAAGCCGUCUGCGUCUGAUUUAGACCUGGCCAUCGACGCAGCUAUGAAAAACUAUACUGUGGAUGUCAAGCACGAUCUGACCUUUGGUUCCAAAAAUCCAAGCCAUCGUCAACCGCCUUCUAACUCCGGCCAGAAUCAACCGAAUACUAUAAAUGGAAACACGAUCGAGAAGCUUUUGAAAAGAAUUGAAUUCUUCAACAUAUCUCUUCCACAAUCAGAAAUUAAUAGCUUAGCCGCCUCUCUAUUCCCUCCCAGCACUCCACCCGAGAUCUCCAAGCUAUACAACCACCUCAAAAAUUCCCGGCGCAUACAAGCAUCCUUCCACGUUACGCUAAUCCACAAGGCCUCUGCGAAAGACCGCCCAGAUAUAUGGGACCAAUACAAAGAUCUCUACAAGAACGCCCUACAACGACAGCUACAACAGCCCGACGGCCACACGAGAAACCCAACCCCCGCUCUCGGCGCUGCAAGAGUGCGCAUUGAACGGCUUGUCUGGAAUGACAAGAUCAUGGCCUUCGUAGCGCGCAUUAUGCCCGUUGACCACGACGAACGCCUCAACUCACAUGUUUCCCGGGACAUGGGCUCGUGGGAAUGCGCGAACGAUAUUCCACAUGUUACGGUUGGCACUGCGGCUCCGAACAUCAAGCCCAAGGAGAGCAACGAUCUGUUGAGGCACUGGUUGGAGCACGGGGCGAACGCGGAGACAGGGAUCAUGGAAGCUGAGAUUCCGUCGGUCAAGGUGCUGGAGGGGAUUGUGGGGGUGGUUUUGAGUCGUUCUUAG
This is a messenger RNA of Coccidioides immitis RS, 2505 nucleotides long. RefSeq names its product tRNA ligase. The record is from RefSeq and is a predicted model, not a curated record. Gene Ontology annotation, biological process: tRNA splicing, via endonucleolytic cleavage and ligation. The coding region runs from base 1 to 2505 and encodes 834 amino acids. Gene Ontology annotation, molecular function: phosphoric diester hydrolase activity; GTP-dependent polyribonucleotide 5'-hydroxyl-kinase activity; ATP binding. Gene Ontology annotation, cellular component: nuclear inner membrane. The transcript has a single exon. NCBI's taxonomy places the organism in Eukaryota, Fungi, Ascomycota, Eurotiomycetes, Onygenales, Onygenaceae.